Molecule: messenger RNA, 851 nt
Organism: Brassica oleracea var. oleracea
Lineage: Eukaryota; Viridiplantae; Streptophyta; Magnoliopsida; Brassicales; Brassicaceae
Product: GDSL esterase/lipase EXL1-like
Exons: 3
Coding region: 65-769 (234 amino acids)
Biological process (GO): lipid metabolic process
Cellular component (GO): extracellular region
Molecular function (GO): lipase activity
Source: RefSeq, a predicted model, not a curated record
AAUCAAAAGCUGUCAAAGAAACAAGACUCUCUCACACAUAUACACUUUACUUACAUAGCAAACUAUGGACCGACGUCGUUCUAUUCAUCAUCACAUCAUUUCAUAUCUUUUUCCCUCUUCUUCGUCCAUACUAUGUUUGUGUAUUUCAUUCCUUGUGUUGUUGUUUACUACAAACACUAAUGCUUUAGUGAAACUUCCGGAAAACACGACCGUUCCGGCUAUAAUAGUGUUCGGAGAUUCAAUUGUUGAUGCAGGGAACAACGACGAUUUGAUAACGGAGGCUAGAUGUGAUUAUCCUCCUUAUGGUAUUGAUUUCGACGGUGGAGUUCCGACUGGAAGAUUCUCCAAUGGAAAAGUCCCAACUGAUAUUCUAGCGGAAGAAUUAGGGAUUAAGCCAACUAUACCAGCAUACCGAGAUCCUAAUCUAAGACAAGAAGAUCUCUUAACCGGUGUAACAUUUGCUUCGGGUGGUGCUGGUUAUGUUCCUUUGACAACACAAAUAGCGGGAGGAAUACCAUUAUCGCAACAACUGAAAUUUUUUGAAGAGUAUAUAGAGAAAUUGAAUGGAAUGGUGGGACAAGAGAGGACAACGUUCAUAAUUACGAAUAGCUUGUUCGUUAUUAUAUGUGGUAGUAACGAUAUCGCAAACAACUUCUUUAGUCUCCCUACGACUCAGCUCCAAUACAGCGUGGCUUCUUUCACUGCUCUUAUGGCCCACAAUGCUCGCUCUUUUGCUAGGGUAAAAAGCCAACGGUAUUUAGAGCAUUAAUUAGCUAGAGUUUUUAAAGAAAAUCUUUAACCGUACAUUGAUAUUAUAAUAGGUGAAUUUUUAAAAAAAAUAUAUAAAAAAU